CGCGCCGGCGCGAAUCGCAUUCGUCUGAACACCUGCAGAUUCGUUGAAAAUGAUAUUUUCUAUGAUAAUAAAUGAUUACAUUAAUUUGCCUGUGAAAUUUUAUUAAUUUGCCGAAUAGAUUAAUAGUAAAUAAUUGGAAGUAAGAUUCUGUGAUUGUAUUGUAUGGACAGCGAUAUAGUGUAAGUGAAGUGAAAGAAGAUAUUAUUUGAUUAUCAAAUCUGAUAAUUCAUAAAUACAAAAGAAUAUGGGUUCAAUUGUUCUCAAAAGUUUAUCCAUCCUUUUGGGUUUGUUUUUUAUUUUCAUGGGGACCACGAAAAUAACUCCACUAAUAUCUAAAGAGCUACACAAAGAAUUGAGAAAAGAGUAUGUGAGGUACGCAAAAGUAUUUCCAUUAACGGAAAUGCUGGACUUCAAAGUGCCAUCGAAGUGGUACAGACGGACAAUCGGAGGCUGCGAAAUUCUCUUCGGCUUGGCCCUUGCUCUUAUACCGCACCAGAGGAUAAAGAACGCGGCGAACAUCGGGCUCAUACUGCUGAUGGUGCUGGCGGCCUACUCGCACGUGGCCAUCAGCGACCCGUUCGACCGCUGCGCGCCGACGCUCGUGUUCUUCUUCAUGCUCUGCGGCCGCCUCGUGGUUUGGUACCAAACGCACCGCCGUGAAAUGCUGGAAAAGAUGGCAGCUGCUCAAAACGGAAACGGUCUAAAGCGAGAUUGAUAUUAUUAUUUUGUAGUUGAAUACAUGUAAAUGCUUAAUUUUUUUUUCUUCGAUACACACUUUUGAUACCGACAAAUUUGAACGACACGUUUAGUACAAGUUUUGGUUGCACUUUGUUUUAUUAUGCACUGUGAUUAUGGUCUAGUCUACACGAUGUUAUUUACAAUUAUAAAAUAUUGUAUUUUCCUGAAUGAAAUACUCUUAUUUAUUGUUUAGAGCGAUAUAAAUUCAUUGCAUUAUUUUUAUUACCCCUGCGAAGUUUAAGAUGUUAAAAACUUUUUAAAGUCUUAACUUUUUUAUUAGGUAGGAGUAAUUCUACAUACCUUCUAUUAGUACUUAUAUUAUUCUAUUGGUACUAUUUACGAGCGUGGUCUUAUGCGGUAAAUGUAAAGUAGAUUAAAUUUUUAUUAAUCACGACAUGGUAGAGAUCGUCAUGUUUGUACUAGAACAGUUUAAGGUAUUUAAGAAAUAUUUGAGACUAUAUCAUCUCUUAAAAGUCCAGAAUAUUCUAGAAUAAAAAAUGUACUAUUAUAUAUCCAUAAGGAUUAAUAAUAUGCCUUUUUGUAACGACCACUUUAUGAGAUAUGUGUACAAUGUCUUGAUACAUUUUAGUUAUAGGUAUCUACAUGUAUACAUAAUAUAAUGAAUAGGUGUAACUUCGUCGAAACUAUGAGAUCAUAAUAAUCAUUAAUUCGUUAAAAAACACUACCCAUUUUUAUUUGUGUAGAAGAUAUAUACACUUAUCAGGAUAAUAUAAAAUAUUGGCAAUGAAUUGUAAUGUGUAAAAGUGAUAUUAAUUUAAGUGUAUGUGGUGUAUUUAUUUGUAUGGAAGUAGAUUUGAGUGUUUUGUAGGUUAUAUUAACUGCCACUUUACAUACAUAUAACUUGCACUUAGGAGAUAUGGACAUUUCUCGUUGUGAAUAUGAUUUGCUCAAUUGUGUAGAACGGAUGGAGUUUUCAUAGCCUUGUUAAUAAAGAACUAUUUUAUUCGUUCAAAUUUUUGUUUACACGUUACAGGAAUUGAUUUACAGCCAGCUAGUUCAUACAGAAUUGUUUACACUAUCGCUUCUAUUUCGGUGGUGACUUCGAAUACAAGUCGGUAUUCCCGGUUCAUUAAAUAUACCGAUAAAAAUAUUUUUUCUAGUGGUCUAAGAUCAUUGACGACGUAAAUAUGAUAAUUUGUUUAUUCGUGUUUACACUGCCUCUAAACUUUAAAAAUCUAACUCAUAUAAUAUAUUUAGUCUAACGUCGUGUGAAAGAUGUCGAUACAAUAGCAAAAUAUGCAAAAUAACAUAUCACCCAGUUUAAUCAACUCUGAUUAUAUACAGUUUGAAUAAUUUGAUGAAAAAAAAUUAAGGUACGAUUACACUACAAUCGACAAGAGCAUAAAUAGUUUUAUUACAAUUUUAUAAUGUGAUGUGUGUGUCAGAUACCUACUUUUAGAAAACUUUGCUUACUGAGGGUUGUUACUUAGAAAAUUUAGUUCCUAUAAAUCUUUUAGAAUGUUAAUACUUUUUUAUUUGCCUGUAGAUAAACACGCAUUUUCUUCGCGCAAUUAUUUCUUAUUUGUUAUGAAUUAAACAUUUGCAUUCUUUUGCCGAUCAAUCAACUAUUCAUUUUGUAAGCAA
Molecule: messenger RNA, 2343 nt
Organism: Zerene cesonia (dogface butterfly)
Lineage: Eukaryota; Metazoa; Arthropoda; Insecta; Lepidoptera; Pieridae
Product: transmembrane protein 35A
Exons: 4
Coding region: 245-715 (156 amino acids)
Biological process (GO): positive regulation of protein localization to cell surface; chaperone-mediated protein complex assembly
Cellular component (GO): endoplasmic reticulum
Source: RefSeq, a predicted model, not a curated record